This is a messenger RNA of Acanthochromis polyacanthus (spiny chromis), 8017 nucleotides long. It is a transcript of the gene dnmt3bb.1, whose product is annotated as DNA (cytosine-5-)-methyltransferase 3 beta, duplicate b.1. The transcript is spliced from 22 exons. Bases 231 to 2741 code for a protein of 836 amino acids. The record is from RefSeq and is a predicted model, not a curated record. NCBI's taxonomy places the organism in Eukaryota, Metazoa, Chordata, Actinopteri, Pomacentridae. Gene Ontology annotation, biological process: negative regulation of transcription by RNA polymerase II. Gene Ontology annotation, cellular component: nucleus. Gene Ontology annotation, molecular function: DNA (cytosine-5-)-methyltransferase activity, acting on CpG substrates; DNA binding.
CGACAGCGGGCAGCAUUGGGGGAGAGAGAGAGAGAGAGAGAGAGAGGGUGAGGGAGGUGGAUGUGCAGCAGCAUGCUUCCACAGCGUGAAGAGCUCCUGCCACACACCGACCCAGCGCUUCGGCUCCUUAUUACAGCGUAAUAAUAAAAAAAAAACUCGUUUUAACGUGCAGAAACGACGCCUCCGGUUCCUCCGCACUUCCCCGCCGUGGAUGAGCGCACCAAGCGUGGAUGGUUAUGUUUGAAAAGGAGUCGGGACAACCACUGGACCAGUCGAGCGCCACAGCGAUGCCUUCCAACAAAUACUCUGCUGCUAUCAUGGAGGAGAGCAACAACAUGGCCGCCACAGCGGCGGUAAACGGAGACACGCCUCCAGUUGAGGGCCUAUCAGAGAACGACAGCGGCGUGGAGCUGACCAAUGAGAACAGCCCUCUGACGGCGGCCGAACCUCCCUCCCCCUUCAGCCCCAAACAGAACGGAGAUGCUGCCUCACCCCAAGACGAUAAUCGGUGUUCGAGUGGAAGCAGGAAGAGGAGCAAGAACGGAUCAUCGGAGGAUCACGGCAGCUGGGACUCCUGCAGCGAGAAGUCUUCGGGGUCGUCUCAGCUGGGUUUAAGGAAGCGACCGCAGCCCAGAACCAUCUUCCAGGCCGGACUGACGGCGCACAGCAAGCCCCGAAGACAGAACCGCAAGCAGGAGCAGAACACGAUGCAGUGUUCUGGAGCUCCUCGGGGACCCGCCGUCGUGUCCGAAGGCGUCCCCGAGGUUCCUCGUCUGGAGCUGAUGGAGCAGGAUUCCAAAGACUCGGCCCAGAGCACCAGCACCUCGUCCAGCUCUGAGAUCCAGCCAGAAUACAGCGACAACAAGGGUUUUGGAAUCGGCGAGCUGGUUUGGGGGAAGAUCAAAGGUUUCUCCUGGUGGCCGGGCAUCGUGGUGACGUGGAGGGCAACCGGCAAGCGGCAGGCGAGCCACGGCAUGAGGUGGCUGCAGUGGUUCGGAGACGGCAAGUUCUCCGAGGUUUCAGCCGACAAACUGGACUCCAUCACCGCUUUCUCCAAGCUCUUCAACCAGGCGUCCUACACCAAGCUGGCCUCGUACCGCAGCGCCGUCUUCCAGGCCCUGGAGAUGGCCAGCAGCCGGGCAGAGAAGACGUUUCCUCCGUGUGAAUCUGACAACCCAGAGGACCAGGUCAAACCCAUGCUGGACUGGGCCAACGGAGGCUUCCUGCCCAAAGGAGAGGAGGGCCUCAAACCCACGUACAGCGCCGACAGCAACCCUCUGGUCCUCGAUGUCUCUCCACCCGACUACUUCCCGAGUCCAAAGAGGCCCAGAUUGAGUCUGUGUAAGAGCAAGGCGGCGCCGGAGGAGUCCUGCAGCAGAGAGCAAAUGGUGAAUGAAGUUCUGAAGAAUAAAAGAAGUAUAGAAGAUUUCUGCGUCUCCUGUGGAAAGAUGAGAGCAGCAACCUUCCACCCGCUGUUUGAAGGAGGCCUGUGCCAAACGUGCAAGGACGUCUACCUGGAGAUAUCCUACAUGUACGACGACGACGGCUACCAGUCCUACUGCACCGUCUGCUGUGGAGGACGAGAACUUCUGCUGUGUGGAAUCGCCAACUGCUGCAGGUGUUUCUGCGUGGACUGCCUGGACAUCCUGGUGGAUCCGGGGGCGUCCAACAUCGCCCGCUACCAGGACCCGUGGCGCUGCUACAUGUGCCAGCCGCUGCUGCAGUACGGAGUCCUCAAACGGAGACACGACUGGAGCCUCAAGCUGCAGGAGUUCUUCGCCAACGACAAGGGACAGGAGUUUGAGAAACCAAAGAUUUACCCAGCAGUCCCUGCAGAGCAGCGACGGCCAAUCAGAGUCCUCUCCCUGUUCGACGGCAUCGCCACCGGAUACCUGGUUCUGAAGGACCUGGGCUUCAAGGUGGACCAGUACGUGGCGUCAGAGGUGUGUGAGGACUCCAUCUCUGUGGGCGUCGUCAGACAUGAAGGAAAGAUCCAGUACGUCCACGACGUCAGGAACAUCACCAAGAAAAACAUCCAGGAGUGGGGUCCGUUCGACCUGGUGAUCGGAGGAAGUCCCUGCAACGACCUGUCCAUCGUCAACCCCGCUAGAAAAGGCCUCUAUGAAGGCACAGGGAGGCUGUUCUUCGAGUUCUACCGUCUGCUGAGCGAAGCCAAGCCCAAGGAAGGGGAGGACCGGCCGUUCUUCUGGAUGUUCGAGAACGUGGUGGCCAUGGGAGUCAGCGACAAGAGGGACAUCUCACGGUUCCUGGAGUGUAACCCGGUGAUGAUCGACGCCAUCGAGGUUUCCGCCGCCCACCGAGCUCGUUACUUCUGGGGGAACCUGCCGGGGAUGAACAGCGGAUAUGGGCAGUGUGAAGGACUAAAUACGACAACGCCUCCUUGUUUCAGGCCUCUGUGUGCUUCGGGGACAGACAAGCUGGAGCUGCAGGACUGUCUGGACCACGGCAGAGUGGCAAAGUUCGGGAAGGUUCGUACCAUCACCACUCGAGCCAACUCCAUCAAACAGGGGAAGGACCAGCACUUUCCAGUCCUGAUGAACGGGAAGGAGGACAUCCUGUGGUGCACGGAGCUGGAGAGGAUCUUCGGCUUCCCGGUUCACUACACCGACGUGUCCAACAUGGGUCGCGUUGCCAGGCAGAAGCUGCUGGGCCGGUCCUGGAGCGUCCCCGUCAUCAGGCAUCUGUUCGCGCCGCUCAAAGACUACUUCGCCUGCGAAUAGACGAUGCCGGCUGCAGGUUUAGUCGGGAGCUGCAACGUUUCUCCAACUUUGGCAGCAAAAAGCCAAAAAAAAAAAUCAGUGAAAGUAGCUGUUAGUUCCUGGAUUGUGGUAAAAAAAAAUGCACUGCAGCUUAAACACACACUAACACACGUAGAGGGAAGGUAGCUGCUUCUCACUGUUCUAUCAUCCAUCACACAGUCUGGAGGGGAAACCAGCAGCUUCACUUCAACAUUAAGACUGAUUUACUUCUCCUUUUAAAGCCCUCAGAAGGUUUUAAGGUUUUAAAGCUGACACCAGCUAGUAGCUGCAGAAAACAGAGCUUUUAUUGGCUUUUCUAACAUUCGGUUGCUAAAGCGAUGAUUAAAACGAGCAGCGAAACACCAAAGUCCGCUGACGUCGAACUGCGACUGAAAUCCUUGGGUUUCAUCGAUCGAUCGAUCUAGAAAAGUCAAAACUUGAUGUUGGGUUUUUGGUUUUUGCUCCAGAUUCUGAGAUAAAACAUUUCAAACACUUGAGUUUAUCUUCGUUUUAACUGAGAAAAAUCAACAGUGGUGCUAUAAGAGGCUGGAAUUUUAGUACAAAAGGCUGGAUUUGAGUUUGAUUUAGAAAGAAAACGCUGGAUUCUUUGAGAAAACCGACGAAAGAAAAGCCUCGAUCAGUGGAGCAACACUGGAAAUACGACACAGGACUUUAACUGACAGGAUUUUUACUUUUUUAUAAGCGAAAUAGCUUAGUUUUUAUUUUUUAAAAAGAGAGAAAAAACUUGUUUUUAUUAAAGAUUCUAUUUUUUGUGUAGAUAGUGUGUGUCCCUGAUAGCUACGUACAAAUACUUGAAACAAGCCAAUGCAAAAACGGAGAGAUGCUGAAUUUAUGGUUUGUCAACCAGCUGAGGAUAGAAAUGAAUCCCGCUGUCGAUGCUUUCUGGUUUUUACUGUCGUCUCCACACAGCUGGACAGAAGUUAGCGCCACUCCAGGACUGAGUUUGUGGUUUUACAGCCGUUUCUGUUCGAGAAAGACAAAAAAAAUCUUUGGAAAACACUGAAUAUUGGUGUAAAGGAGCACUGACUACUUUUAAGAUUGAAAAAAGAGAAAUUUUGAUGAGAAGAUUGAAAGAAAAUGAUCUCAGUGACGCUGGUUGAGCUGUGUUCAACCAGUUCAGGUAUAAUUAUGGUCUAUCUUCUCCUGGAAGCCUGAAUAACUGACUUUUAAUGUUCCAAAAAAUACUGUUUUAGUCCUUCUCAGUAAAUAAAUAGCAUCUGAAAGAUAAGAUCAAAUAUUUACAGAACUUUCUGCUAAAACACUUUAUUUUGGUGCCAAACUCUAAACGCAGUCCUUUGAGAUAUCUUUGUUUUUAUGAUAUUUUUGGUAACUGGAAGACUUUAAAUGCUGUCGUACGAAAAGCAGAAGCAGAAAUAGACAAAAAACAGAUCAGUUUAAAGUUAUAAUGUGGAAAGUUUAUCGUUAAAACCAGAUGUUUUUCCAUAUUUCUAUUGUGACACAAGCAACUUUUAUUGUUAUAAAACAUUUUAUCAUGCCAAACAACAAAAACAAGACACAGAAUAAUACAGAACAACAAAAACAAGACACAAAAUUACUCAAAACAACAAAAACAAGACAAAAUUACUCAAAACAACAAAAACAGGACACAAAAUUACCCAAAGACAACAAAAACAAGACACAAAAUUAGUCAAAACAACAAAAACAGGACACAAAAUAAUCCAAAAUAACAAAAACAGGACACAAAAUGACCCAAAACAACAAAAACCGGACACAAAAUUACCCAAAACCAACAAAAACAGGACACAAAAUGACCCAAAAACAACAAAAACAAGACACAAAAUUAGUCAAAACAACAAAAACAGGACACAAAAUUACCCAAAGACAACAAAAACAAGACACAAAAUUAGUCAAAACAACAAAAACAGGACACAAAAUUACCCAAAAACAACAAAAACAGGACACAAAAUGACCCAAAACAACAAAAACCGGACACAAAAUUACCCAAAAACAACAAAAACAGGACACAAAAUGACCCAAAACAACAAAAACAGGACACAAAAUGACCCAAAAACAACAAAAACAGGACACAAAAUGACCCAAAAACAACAAAAACAAGACACAAAAUGACCCAAAAACAAGACACAAAAUGACCCAAAACAACAAAAACAGGACACAAAAUGACCCAAAAACAACAAAAACAAGACACAAAAUGACCCAAAACAACAAAAACAGGACACAAAAUGACCCAAAAACAACAAAAACAAGACACAAAAUGACCCAAAAACAAGACACAAAAUUACCCAAAACAACAAAAACAGGACACAAAAUGACCCAAAACAACAACCAAAACAUGACACAAAUGACCCAAAACAACAAAAACAGGACACAAAAUGACCCAAAAACAACAAAAACAAGACACAAAAUUACUCAAAACAACAAAAACAGGACACAAAAUUACCCAAAACAACAACCAAAACAUGACACAAAUGACCCAAAACAACAAAAACAGGACACAAAAUGACCCAAAAACAACAAAAACAGGACACAAAAUUACCCAAAAACAACAAAAACAAGACACAAAAUUACUCAAAACAACAAAAACAGGACACAAAAUGACCCAAAAACAACAAAAACAGGACACAAAAUGACCCAAAACAACAAAAACAGGACACAAAAUGACCCAAAAACAACAAAAACAAGACACAAAAUUAGUCAAAACAACAAAAACAGGACACAAAAUUACCCAAAGACAACAAAAACAAGACACAAAAUUAGUCAAAACAACAAAAACAGGACACAAAAUUACCCAAAAACAACAAAAACAGGACACAAAAUGACCCAAAACAACAAAAACCGGACACAAAAUUACCCAAAAACAACAAAAACAGGACACAAAAUGACCCAAAACAACAAAAACAGGACACAAAAUGACCCAAAAACAACAAAAACAGGACACAAAAUGACCCAAAAACAACAAAAACAAGACACAAAAUGACCCAAAAACAAGACACAAAAUGACCCAAAACAACAAAAACAGGACACAAAAUGACCCAAAAACAACAAAAACAAGACACAAAAUGACCCAAAACAACAAAAACAGGACACAAAAUGACCCAAAAACAACAAAAACAAGACACAAAAUGACCCAAAAACAAGACACAAAAUUACCCAAAACAACAAAAACAGGACACAAAAUGACCCAAAACAACAACCAAAACAUGACACAAAUGACCCAAAACAACAAAAACAGGACACAAAAUGACCCAAAACAACAAAAACAGGACACAGAAUUACCCAAAAACAACAAAAACAGGACACAAAAUUACCCAAAAACAAGACACAAAAUUACUCAAAACAACAAAAACAGGACACAAAAUGACCCAAAAACAACAAAAACAGGACACAAAAUGACCCAAAACAACAAAAACAGGACACAAAAUGACCCAAAAACAACAAAAACAGGACACAAAAUGACCCAAAACAACAAAAACAGGACACAAAAUUACCCAAAAACAACAAAAACAGGACACAAAAUGACCCAAAACAACAAAAACAGGACACAAAAUUACCCAAAAACAACAAAAACAGGACACAAAAUUACCCAGAACAACAAAAACAGGACACAAAAUGACCCAAAACAACAAAAACAGGACACAAAAUUACCCAAAAACAACAAAAACAGGACACAAAAUUACUCAAAACAACAAAAACAAGACACAAAAUUACUCAGAACAACAAAAACAAGACACAAAAUUACCCAAAACAACAAAAACAGGACACAAAAUUACCCAAAACAACAACCAAAACAAGACACAAAAUGACCCACAACAGCAAAAACAAGAUACGAAGCAACAAAAAAGCAACCAAAACAAGACACAAAUAGACUCAGAACAAUUAAAAAACAGCAAAAACAGGACACAAAAUGGCCCACAACAACAAAAACACAAUAACACAAUAAAACUUAAACUGUCAUGUGAAAUGUGAGGAAAUAUGGUUCAGAGAACAGAUAAAUACACAAAUAGCAUCAUUUAAAGGAUCAGUGGACGCAGUAACGGCAGAAUCUCAACCCAAACAUGAGGCAAAAUGUCCAAUCAGACCAUUUAAAUCACCAGUUUUCUCAAUUUAUUCAUUCUGUGUAUCAUUAUAAUACUCGUUAUAAGGUGCUGUUUGGUUCAGAGAACAGACAAAUAGAAAAAUAGCUUCAUUUAAAGGCUUCAUGGACACAAAACUUGUCCAAAUAAACAUCCAUCAUGAUCAAUGGCGGCAGAAUCUCAACCCAAACACAGAGCAGAACACCAAAUCAGACCAUUUAAAUCACCAGUUUUCCUCAUUUUAUCCAUUCUUUCUGCGAGUUAUACCGUAAUAACAUGAACCGUAUCUCACUAUGCCAGAAUAAAAAGAAUGUAUUUACACCAUGAUAGGCUCAUACUGCUGUUAAAACACUAAAGUUUCCACAUUAUGAUGUAAAAUCGAUCCGUUUUUUUUUUGUUUUUCCGCUGUUGGCUGUCACCAAAUGUAAAAGUUCAUUACCUCAGAGCUCCUGUGAAUACUUACUGUAGCCGUCUGCUCCCGUUGGCCCUGUCUGCGUACAAAUAGCUCCUCUUUAUCACUGGAUCUUUGUGUUUUGUGUACUGUAUCAAUAGAAAGUUUACAGAACUACUUUUUUUUAACACAAAAUGCACAAAAGCUGUUUUAUUUUGAUGUUUAAAUGAGCGGUUCAGUUAAAGAAAACUCUUCUAUGGUGCUUCAGAGACCUUUAAAAUGCCACCAGGAACCUUUUUCUUAUUUGAUUUUCAAGUCCUUUAAAAAAACCAAAAAGUAAGUGUUUACAUGCUUCAUUAAAACUGCUGAACCUGUUGAAUGUUUUGCUUGAAAAUUUAAAAAAAAAAACUUUCUGUAACUGCUUUUUAUAUUGGAUUUCUAUGAUAGUGUGUUUUAACUGAAAUGUGUGAUGUUUUAGUACGAUAUAGCUCACAUUAAUCAGUAGGUUUUGAUAUCUCGUGUUAUUUCUGAGUGUGUUUUUGUAGGUUUGCGUGUGAAUGAGGACUCUGUUUUCACUAUAAGCUUUUUGUGCUGUUUUCAGAAUCACAUCUUCUGCUUUUAUUGACCUUUUUAUGAAUCUCAAGUUCAAAAGCAUUUCAAGAGAACAGAUUCUUUGCUAUUUUUAUACUUUAUUUGUAUUGUUAGAGAAAAAUAUUGCUGUUUUUUAUGUUUGUGUACUUGUUAUAGCAGCCUACAUAAGAUUUUUUUACUCAAUAAAACGCUAAAAAACAGGA